UGUGUCUGGUGAUGGAGCCCAGAGGACAAGACUGGCAUAUGCCAGGGCAUCAGUACCAGUCUGGUGACAGAGAUGACCACUACAGAUCCUCCCACUAAACACCAUAUCACUACCCACCUACAGACCACAGAGAAAGACAGUGGCCCUAUAUGGAUCCUCGGUAUAGAAGCUACAUGGCCGGUCCUCCUCCUAAACAAGAAUACAUUCCUGGAUAUAGCAGCCAUCCUUUCUCUAGCCAAGGGUUUGCAUCAAACCAGCCAUUACAUUUCAGACCUCAUUCCAGGCAGGAAUAUGACUACUCUGCCCCCAGUUACUGGCCCUACAGAGAAGACUAUGGUUAUUACAACUAUCAUGGAUAUCACAGAGCACAAUACAGCUCCCCGGAUGGUGGUGGGUGGAGCAACGCAGAUGGCUGGAGAACUGAGGGGUAUCAGGUCAGAGUACUGCAGCAGGAGUUUCCAAGAGCUGCAUAUCCUGAUCAGACAGGCUACAGCCUUGGAACGGUCAGUGGUAAAUAUGAUCAUGGGGUAUCAGAGAGACAGCACAGAGAAAGUAUGGAAAAUGGAGAUGGAAUGGGAGAGGUGAAUGAUAAUGGAGCUCUUGCCAACUCUAAAACCUCAGGUCUGUCCUCCAGCAGCUAUGAGCUCAGACAGUACAUCAAUGAAGCUGAUCAGAGUGAACCUGAGCCUAUAUCUAACACAGAUUUAGAUGCUGCAGUGGAAGCCCCACUAAAGUUCUGCAUCCCCCAUGUGGCAGUGAGCUUUGGGCCUGCAGGUCAGCUGGUAUGGGUCAGUCCUGCCCUUGCCUCUGAGGGUGAGCCUGCUCAAGUGGAACUCCACAGCUUAGAGGUAAUUAUGUGUGACACAGAGGAACAGCAGGAUAUGAGAGACUUUCCUGGGCCACUGGUCAGCGAGGAUUUGCAUAAGGUGGAUGCCAUUAACUUUGCACUUCAAAUGUCUGAGAAAUGUCUGAAGGACGAGAAGUUAGAAGAUGCAACCUCUGCUGCCCUCUUAUGGCAUCUACUAAUACUGCUGUGCAGACAGAAUGGAAGAAUUGUGGGUUCAGAUGUAGCAGAAGUGCUGAUGAGGGACACCAGUUCUUUGGGUGUGUGUGAGGUCUCUGUUGAACCUGCCAAUGAAGCAAGCCUCAUCGAUCUGAGUGAAACUCCCAAACCGGAAACAGAGACCAUUAACAUUGCAGACCUUCUGACUGGAUACCCCCCAACUGACAAAGAGAGCGAAGAGCAAAACCUUGAGAAAUAUACCAAACUAUUGCUGUCUGGCAGGAAAAAGGAGGCACUGGAGUCAGCCAUGCAUAGUGGUCUUUGGGGUCAUGCCUUAUUUCUGGCCAGCAAAAUGGACAGCAGAUCCUACAACACAGUGCUAAGCAGAUUUACAGGCAGCCUGGCUCCCAGUGACCCUCUGCAAACUCUUUUCCAGCUGCUCUCAGAAAGAAUCCCAGCUGUUUCCAUGUGCUGGAGUAAUGAGAAGUUGGGAGACUGGAGACCACACUUGGCUGUUAUGCUGUCCAAUGAAACAGGAGACUCAAUCAUACAUCACAAAUCCAUCAUCACCAUGGGCGAUACCCUAGCCUUCAGGGGACUGCUCUAUGUCUCCCAUAUCUGCUACCUCACAGCACAUUCUGCCUUUGGCUGGUACAAAAACAGAUCAGAACGCCUAGUGCUUCUGGGCGGCAAGCACAGUCUUCCGUUUUCCAAGUUCUGUCAGAACUCCGCCAUUCGCUGUACUGAACUGUUUGAGUACUGUGAGAGGCUUGGAAAUGCUGAAUUUAUCAUCCCUGCUUUUCAGGUGUAUAAAUUCCUUUAUGCAUGUCGGCUGCUGGACUGUGGUCUCGUGUCUCAGGCCUUUCACUACUGUGAGGUGGUGGCAAAAGCACUGCUCAGGAUAGAGGAACCCCACAUGGUGCUGCUGGGAUAGCAUAUCAAAUUAGUGGACAGACUGAAGUUGUCUGAGGCACAGCUCAGUGACACAGGUUUCAAUCAGCCUUUCCUGGACCAUGAUUGGCUGGUGCAGCUUCACUGCAAAUAUCAGGCCAUGCAGAUGGGGAACUAUGACUGUAGUAGGACAUACCAGUCACCAGUUGUGGAGAGUACUUGGGCUCAUGAGGACAGCAACGAGUGUUCAGAUUCCCUGAUAAAGGCUGUUAACCAUGAAGGCACUGAAGAUGAAUUCUCAUAUUCAUCUCAGCCUAUGAUACCUCACAAUGAUGCCGGGUAUCAGGAGUCCUAGUCCCCAGUGAUGAGUUGUCUGCCAACACUGUCACGGGUGUUCCUGAAAACAACAACAUACUUGGGAGUGUUGAUCACUCUGGGACAAUGCCAAGUGAGGACAACAAGAGAGAGACCUACACUCAGUCAGCAAAG
This is a messenger RNA of Myxocyprinus asiaticus (Chinese sucker), 2383 nucleotides long. RefSeq names its product protein transport protein Sec16B-like. The record is from RefSeq and is a predicted model, not a curated record. The transcript is spliced from 20 exons. Gene Ontology annotation, cellular component: ER to Golgi transport vesicle membrane; endoplasmic reticulum exit site. Gene Ontology annotation, biological process: COPII vesicle coat assembly; Golgi organization; autophagy. NCBI's taxonomy places the organism in Eukaryota, Metazoa, Chordata, Actinopteri, Cypriniformes, Catostomidae.